GUCACAACAGGGUUCAACACUCACUAAGUGGAUCCUGGAAGACAAAUAAGGCAGAUAAAACAUCUCCAAAGAUGGAGGGCAGGACUCAAAGUGCCACAGCAACUUCAUCACUUGUUGUGGGAAAUAUUAUAUGGUGGAUGGUUAUGAUUGCAGCCAUUGGUGUGGGGGCCACACAUAUAAAAAGCUGUCCUGUGCAGCCGUUCAUCCCCAUCUACCUGUCAGUGCUUGGAGCGGCCAGCAUCAUCUCUCUGAUUCUAACCUACUCCCAGAGAAUCAGUGAGAGCGGUAUCAUCUACAUCCUGAUCUCAAUCUGCAUGAGCUUUCUGCACAUCUUCACCUUCUGCUGGAUUAUUGCAGGCUCUUACUGGGUUUACACUGAAUAUCCUCCCAGCUACACACCUGCAACAGCUCGGUACUGCCAGAAGACGACCUUUCAGUUUGCGUUUGUUCUCACCACGCUAGUGUGGGUCAUGAUGGCUCUGUCAUUCUGCUGUGGUGGGUGCUACAUUGUAUUUGCCUGCUGCUGCGGGACUUUAAGUGCAAGACACAGGUUGUCACCCAACCGCAAUACUUUCUAUGGUGGGACAGAUGGAGCUCAAGGAGGCGCUGCUGGUGAUGUGUGAUUUGAAUCCUGGUUCAUGUCUUCAUAUGUUGAAGGAGUUAAGCUUUUCAAAGGUUUUGACAAGAGUGAAAUGUUUUAAAAGGGAUGAUACUGAUUCUAUUCUGCUUCUCCUAGUGAAGAUUAGUUUUUGGGUUUGUUUUUUUUUGUUUUAAAGUAGACUAGGUGUAAAAGCUUAAAGCUGCUGCAGGAAAAGGAUCUAAACAGCAGUUCUCUUUCUACAAUCUCAAUGUAAAUGCUUGAAGAGAGCUUCACUUUUUUACAAGUUUCUUUUUUGUUACAACACUUGAGGUGACAUCUUGUGGUAGCACCUCUCGGCUUAUUUUAACAAUUGUAACUGAGGGUAGGCCAGUGUAGUGCAAUUUACAACACUUUUACUCAAUAGGACUGUGCAUCUCACACUUCCUGAAUGUUGACACCAAAACCAAUCAGUUAACAGUCAAGCCAAAUGAAGAUAAGGUGUUGAAGAUCAUUUAGAUACAAUCAAUAUUGACUCAGAACUGAGAUGUAGGAUUGUAAAUCGGUACAGUUUACACAUUAAUAUAUUCUACUCUUUGUGUGUGUCUACUGUUUUAUUGCAGUGGAACAAUGUUGAAUGUUUGCUUUAUUUAAGAUGUUGCACUAAAAAAUGAAUUGUGCAUUGUUGCUUGAACAUAAACGUUGAUAAUUGCUUGCAUAAUUUGAUUAUGUAAGUAUAAGGAAACAAUAUAUUCUGUUAGUUUAAUGUUUUCAAUGACUUGUUUUGUUGCCAGUGCUGAGACAGUUAAAUGAGAUGAACAUGAUGUUGGCUGGAUGUAAGGACUUGAAUAAAUGCUCAUUGCAUGAUCCAUUUAA
Messenger RNA from Scomber scombrus (Atlantic mackerel), 1453 nucleotides. Its product is annotated as transmembrane protein 272-like. The transcript has 5 exons. The record is from RefSeq and is a predicted model, not a curated record. The coding region runs from base 72 to 623 and encodes 183 amino acids. Lineage: Eukaryota; Metazoa; Chordata; Actinopteri; Scombriformes; Scombridae.